Microtus oregoni (creeping vole) is the source of this 1605-nucleotide messenger RNA. RefSeq names its product sirtuin 4 (gene Sirt4). The coding region runs from base 40 to 975 and encodes 311 amino acids. NCBI's taxonomy places the organism in Eukaryota, Metazoa, Chordata, Mammalia, Rodentia, Cricetidae. The transcript is spliced from 6 exons. Gene Ontology annotation, molecular function: NAD+ binding; NAD-dependent protein lysine deacetylase activity. The record is from RefSeq and is a predicted model, not a curated record.
CUGGUCCUACUGUUGGGUGAAAAUUGUGGAAGAAGGAGAAUGAGUGGAUUGACUUUCAGGUCAACAAAAGCCCAUUGGACAGCGAACCUCAGCCGGCCGUGCUCUCAUGGACCUACUGGGUUAUUCGUGCCGCCAAGCCCUCCUCUGGACCCUGAGAAGAUCAAGGAGUUACAGCGCUUCAUUACCCUUUCCAAGAAACUUCUAGUGAUUACUGGCGCAGGAAUCUCCACGGAGUCUGGGAUCCCAGACUACAGGUCGGAAAAGGUGGGUCUUUACGCCCGCACGGACCGGAGACCCAUCCAGCAUAUCGAUUUCAUACGCAGCGCUCCAGUUCGUCAGCGGUACUGGGCCAGAAACUUUGUGGGCUGGCCUCAGUUCUCCUCUCACCAACCCAACCCAGCACAUUGGGCCUUGAGCAACUGGGAGAAAUUGGGGAAGCUGCACUGGUUGGUGACUCAGAACGUGGAUGCUCUGCACUCUAAGGCGGGGAACCAGCGGCUGACAGAGCUCCAUGGAUGCAUGCACAGAGUCCUGUGCCUGAGCUGUGGGGAACAGACUUCCCGCAGGGUACUGCAGGAACGCUUCCAAGUCCUGAACCCCAGCUGGAGCGCUGAGGCGCAGGGCGUGGCCCCCGACGGUGAUGUGUUCCUCACUGAGGAACAGGUCCGGAGCUUUCAGGUCCCGUCCUGUGAUCGGUGCGGAGGUCCGCUGAAACCAGAUGUUGUUUUCUUUGGGGACACAGUGAACCCAGACAAGGUUGACUUUGUGCACAGGCGCGUGAAAGAGGCUGAUUCGCUACUGGUGGUCGGAUCGUCCCUGCAGGUGUACUCUGGUUACCGGUUCAUCCUCACUGCCCGGGAGAAGAAGCUUCCUAUUGCCAUUCUGAACAUUGGACCCACUAGGUCAGAUGACUUGGCCUGCCUGAAGCUGGAUUCCCGCUGCGGAGAGUUGCUGCCUUUAAUAGAUCCACAGUGACCGAGGUCUGGUGCUCAGAGUCUGGGAAUGGAGUUCCUGUUGAGUCCUGCUGCUAAAGAAACAACACAACACAAGAUGUCCCUGGUGUGCACUGCUUUUGCAGAGGACUAGAGCCCAUUUCCCAGCUGGUGGCUCACAGCUGCCUGAACUCCAGUUCCAGGGGAGUCCAACAUCCUCUUCGGAACUCUUUGAGAUGCCGAAAGUUUCUUCCUUUGCCUUCAAACUAAUGGAAGCUGACUACGCCCUAUAGAGGGCACAAAGCAAUGUCUGCAGGCCAGUCCACCAGUGCACACCCCCGUUUACAGACAGCUGUCAGAGUCCUCGUGCAGAUGAGAGCUGCCCUCCUAAGAAGGACUUUAAAGAAGCAGCUGUUCUUGACAGCACAACUGUGCCACCUUCCUUUUCAUCCCACUGGGAAGAAGGAACACCUGGGAAGUCCAUGAGCCAGCGUGGUCUGUGGAGGCCACCAUUCAGACCUCACUAAUUCAGGGAAGAACCAGAAGGGCAUCUAUAAUUGACUUCUAAUUCCACAUGGUUCUGUCUGACUGAAGCACUUUGAUAUUUUAACAGCAUGAGCAACAGCACAAUGAAAUUUUAUUAACCAAACAAUAAAUUAUUUUAAAUAGCGUA